Trichomonas vaginalis G3 is the source of this 618-nucleotide messenger RNA. RefSeq lists its product as uncharacterized. Lineage: Eukaryota; Parabasalia; Trichomonadida; Trichomonadidae. The transcript has a single exon. The annotation marks the transcript as partial. The record is from RefSeq and is a predicted model, not a curated record.
AUGGUUGACUUCAAUACUAUCGCUUCAUUCGUUAUAACAGAUGAAACAGAUUUCAUGGAGCUUGAAAUAGAUGGAAAGAAGCACGAAAUAAGAUUUCACAAUAAUGUAGAAUAUAAGAUGGAAACAUUAGCUGGAGUGUUAAAUGCUCUCAUAAAUACUACAAUAAACAAGGAUAACGAAGAAAACUUAAUGAAUGUUAAACUUAUUGCAGGAGUUUUGAAGUUCAGUUAUGCGAAGGAGUUUAAGAUACCAAGAAUGAGUCAUAGAGUACAACUUCUUUUGGGAGCAUACCAUAUGACAUUUCCUUUGAAAAGUGUUGACAAAACGAUUGAGAUGAAAUCUGUUCCAUACGUAUGUUAUGGUAAUUGUUUGUACAUUGAGUCAAAAAUAGCUAAUGUCACAGGUAUUUCAGGAGUUAAUAGUAAAGGUUCAGUAGAAUAUAAAUCCUUCUGUUAUGCAGUCAAUUCAAUGUUCAUUCCAAACGUUCCUGUCAUAGCAACUCAUUUAGGUAAAUGGGUUCGCAUUAGUCCUCAUAAUUUGAAAGACAUGCAAUUCAGACUUGUUGACUUUCAAGGAGAGCCUGUAGAACUGAAGGCACCAGUGCGAAUGACUGUUGAA